This is a messenger RNA of Trichosporon asahii var. asahii CBS 2479, 3426 nucleotides long. RefSeq lists its product as uncharacterized. Bases 1 to 3426 code for a protein of 1141 amino acids. Gene Ontology annotation, molecular function: protein binding; sterol binding. Lineage: Eukaryota; Fungi; Basidiomycota; Tremellomycetes; Trichosporonales; Trichosporonaceae. The transcript is spliced from 7 exons. Gene Ontology annotation, cellular component: nuclear envelope; membrane; cytosol. Gene Ontology annotation, biological process: piecemeal microautophagy of the nucleus; endocytosis; exocytosis. The record is from RefSeq and is a predicted model, not a curated record.
AUGGCCGCCUCGAUCAAGAACCACCGCGGUUCAGACAACAACAGCAUGACCACCGCCGACCAGGUGCAGCCGUACAUUGACGAGCUCUCGAGCAACCCCGAGGCCAGCCCCGGCCGUCUGCUCGGCAUGGCAGUUCGCGUUGCCAGCGUGCCGAUCAUUCAGCAGGUGCUUGCCUCGCCGAACGUGCCCUCCCCGAACCUCCCAGUCGGACCCAACACAACCGCCACGGCGCUGCAUGUUGCUGCCGAGAUCGGCCGUCCGGAAGCUGGUGAGUUGACGAGAGCUUUUGGUGAAGCUGACUUUCCAGUGGAGCUGCUGCUCAACGAUCCCCGCAUCGAUGACACCAUCAAGGACGACCGGGGCCGCUCGCCGCUGGAGUGCGCCAGCAACUCCGAGGUCGCUGGCCUGAUCGAAGACUCCCGCGCCGCUCUCCAGGUCCGUUACAUGUCGCUGCUGGCCGCGUACGUUGCGAGCCCCCUGUCCUCCGCCGAGGAGGCCAAUAACAUUGUCAAGUUCCUCGACCAACCUCGCGCUGAGAACGUCAACCUGAACGCCCUCGAUGACCGUACCGGCACUUCGCUUCUGCAUGAGGCCGCGCGCCGCCGCGACUUACGCCUUGUCGAGAUGGCGGUCAAGCGUGGCGCCGAUGUCUUCGUCCGCGACCGACGUGGUCGCAGGGCUCUCGAGGGCGACAAGGGCGCCGACGAGCGCAUUCGGGCGUACCUCAAGCAAUUCAGCAACCAGGAGACGAUCGUGCAGCUGAAGAGCGACGGACGGCCACCCGACCUCAAGGGCUUCCUGAGCAAGUGGGUCAACUACCGCCAGGGCUGGCAGACGCGCUGGUUCGUCCUCGAGAACGGUGUCUUAAGCUACUACCGCAACCGCGAGGACGAGCAAAUUGCAUGCCGUGGUUCCAUUGCGCUCGCGACGGCGUACCUCUCGCCCUCGCAGGACGGCACCCGCUUCGAGGUCUCCUCCGCUGUUACCACCUCGGUGCCCAAGAUCCUCGUCAAGUCGAGCCUCCGCGGCGAGAUCGCGCGCUGGAUCCAGGCUAUUAGGCUCAACAUCGAGUUCUACCAGAAGGGCCGCAAGCAGCUGAAGCCCGCCAUUUCGGACCGCUCGGAUGCCCGCUCCGUCUACGCGACAAGUGUUGCGCCCUCGGCCGCUCCCACGUCCGAUCGCGCCCUGGGUUCGACUCUCAGCGACCUUCCUCCGACCGACCAGUUCCUGCACCCGAGCCUGAACCGCUCGGCGACCGUCAUGAGCCGUCUCAGUGGCAAGAGCGAGAAGGGCUCGCGACGGAGCCGCAUCAAGAACAAGUUCACCAGGUCGAAGCAGCCGCGCGAGACGGACGGCAACACUACCGGUAGCGACGAGGUGUUGGAUGCUGACUCGUCGACCGGUGGCGACGACGACGAGGCACAGGACGACGGCACUCUCCCGCACGAGUCCGAGUUUGAGCUUAGCAUGCUCAACCUCAAGGCCCAGCUUGAGCUUACGGGGCAGCUGGUCGACUCCAUCGUGACGCCUCCGAGCACCCCGGACGUGACUGCGUCGGCUGCCGCUUCGCGCCAAUCGCAGGUCAAGCAGACGCUGCGUGAGUCGCUUAAUAUUGUGAACCAGCUCGUCAGCAACCGUCACACCAUGACGCUCGACCGCGAGCGCUACCUCAUCAACCGCAUCAAGCGCGAGGUUCAGGCUCGCAAGCUCUGGGAGGAGAACUUGCUCGCCGUCGCGCAGCAGCAGGCCGAGACGGAUCGCCAGCUCCAGGAAGCGGCUAAGGAUAACGAGAAGAAGCGUCGUGCGCUUAAGCAGGCUCGCACCGCGCUCGCCGACCUCACCAGCCAGCCUGGCUCGCCCUUGCCCGACGCCGGCUUCGUUGACUCGCCCAUGUCUGAGCACGGCGCUGGUCCUCUGGGCGAGGGUACAAAGUCGCCCACGAACGUCGAGUUUGGAGUUCUCCCCGCCACUGUUCGCUCCGCCGCCGGCAACCGCACCUCGUCCAUCAGCAUGCGCAACUCGAUGUCUCGCCAGUCGCGCCGCUCACUGUCGAUCCAGGAGCUCCACGACGCUGUUGCCUCGGUUGAUGACUCGGACGACGAUGACGACGAGUUCUUCGACGCGAUCGAGAGUGGCACCAUCCCCAACCUUCGCGCUUACGACUCCAUUGUCGACCCGGCGGCUCGCGAGGUUUCGACCCCUGAGCCCUCGCCUUCGACUUCUGCUGCCGUCGCCCCCGAGAACGGUGGCGCUGUCGUGAAAAAGCCUCACACCAUCACCGAGUACCUCGCUCGCCCCUCUCUCGAGCCGUACAACCACGUCCGCAGCAAGCUCCCCAUCGACGACGACAAGCGCCCGUCCGUUUCGCUCUGGUCCAUUCUCAAGUCGUCCAUCGGCAAGGACCUCACCAAGAUCUCGUUCCCCGUUUCUUUCAACGAGUGCACAUCCAUGCUGCAGCGCAUGGAAGAGGACAUGGAGUUCGACACCUGUCUGACGGUCGCGUCCAAGGAGGAGGACUCGCUGAAGCGUAUCGCAUUCGUCGCUGCUUUCGCCAUGUCCAACUACUCGUCCACGAUCGGCCGUAUCGCCAAGCCCUUCAACCCGAUGCUGAACGAAACGUUCGAGUACGCCAUCCCGAACCGCUACCGCUACGUGUCUGAGCAGGUGUCGCACCAUCCGCCUAUCAGCGCGUGCUACUGCGAGGCUCCUACCUGGAAGUACUACGGCGAGGUUGACGCCAAGAACAACUUUGCCGGUCUGUACUUCGAGAUCAGGCCGACGGGUGUCGCGCACGCGGAGCUCAUCAUCCCUAAGGAGUUCGUCAAGCCUGGCCUCGAGUAUCCCCCUGCCGGACCCGAGUACCCCGAGGGCUACGUCGUCGAGCACUAUUCAUGGAAGAAGGUCGUCACGAACGUGUCCAACUUUAUCAUGGGCAACCCCCUCAUCGACCACUACGGCGACCUUGUCGUCACCAACCACCGCACGGGCGAGACGUGUACUCUUACUUUCAAGCCUCGUGGCCGUCGCGGCGCGACCGCGUUCCAGAUCAAGGGCCGCGUCGACGAUGCGCACGGGAAGGAGCAGUGGGAGAUCGCGGGCCGGCCUGGAGCAGUACCUCUGCCCCACGGACUGCCGUCUGCGUACAGACCAGCGUGCCUUCGAGAACGCGGAGUACGACCGCGCCCAAAUAGCGCAAACGAAGAGAAGCAGCGCGAGACCCGCCGUCUCCGUGCCGAGGGCAAGCUCCCGCCCCACGAGCCGAGGUGGUUCACCGCCGUCACGGAGCCGGACACAUCGGAGCGUCUCUGGGAGCCGAAGCGCGCCGACGAUGGAGAGGUCAAGUUCUGGGCCGAGCGCGAGGAGCAGGGUCAGAAGCCGCCGGAAGCGCGCUGGGCUGAUGUCGACCACAUCUUCGCCGACGACUAG